AUGUCAACUACUAUUCAAAAUAUCGAUCAAGUAUCUACAGAUGCUAAGUCCUCUAUUCCAACCUGGCAAGAUAUCGAAAAAGCUAUAGUUAAUAUAGUAAAAGCAGGCGUCUAUUAUAAAAAAGAAAAGGAUGGCAAGUUUAUGCAAAAUUAUAAAAAGCGAUAUACUGAAUUACAUCAAGCUGAAGAUCCAGAUAUUUAUAUCUUGAACAAUGCAAAGAGAAUAUAUCCUAAUGAGGAUAAAUAUAUAUCAAUGAAAAGUCAAUAUCAGGAAUGGUAUAAAAAUGAACCAAAAAUUCUUCAAGCUGUAUUAAAACUUAGUGAUUUAUAUUAUCAAUUAGCCAAAAACCACUUUGCUACUAAUGAAGAAAUCGAAGAAGAAGCAGAUGACUUAGCAUAUACAUGUUUUAAUUUUCGAGCUUCAGCAGGAGACAUACCAAUUAAUCGGGUUUUAGUAUUAUCUAUCUUUUCAAGAAAUAUAGGAAGAUCAUUCACCCAAGCUCUACAACGUUCCAUUGGAGGUAAUAACAACUCUACACCAUCUUGA
Messenger RNA from Entrophospora sp. SA101, 546 nucleotides. The record is from the annotation of a GenBank genome assembly. Lineage: Eukaryota; Fungi; Glomeromycota; Glomeromycetes; Entrophosporales; Entrophosporaceae.